UGCCCAUGGCCUGGGCCGAGGGCACGGCGAGUGGCUGGGUGGGGGGCUGGGCGCUCGUCCCCCUGGGGGGCUGCCUGCUGCUCUGCGGGCUCUGCCGGAGAAAGCUUCCUGUUUUCCCCCCAUGGGGCCCACAACCCAGGGACUCGCCUCCGGAGCUGGGGCCACGCUACAUCUCCGAUCCCACCGCUGGCACCAGUGUCGCCGCAAGCCCACGGCCUCCUGUGGGCCCCAGGAGCACGGACAACGAGGACGAGGAUGAUUUCCAGUAUCCUCCUGCCCCGUGGACAGAGUCGCGGCAGACCCCGGUCUUUGAGUCCCUGAAGCAGGCCCGGGAAUCUGGCACCGACGUGGACAGUCACGGGAGCUACGUGAACAUCAACUCCGAGGAGGACUAUGUGAAUCUGCAGGGUGCCAAUGGGGGAAGCUCCGUGGAGAAGGACAAGGAGUAUCUGGAGGUGCUUCCACUGGGGGCCGAGAGAGCCGGGCCCCACAGGCAGCAGGGCCCCAGUCCCGACGAGGGUGAGAAUGUCUCCUACGCGAACGUGGACGACAAGGAGCCGAAACCCCCCUCGCUGGACGAGCAGAAACCCGACUACGACUAUGUCAACGUGCCGUAGCCGCGUGGGGCCAGGGACCAGCUGCCUCUGUCUCUGCCCCCCAGCGGGUCCCUUCGUGGGGCCCUGGCUGUGGGUGGGGGCUCUCAGAGAGCCCGAGAUAAGGAGACAUGGCCCCCACCACCCUGCUAGCCUGGCGCUGGGCUCCCCAGUGGGGCCGAAUACGCUGCCCCACAGCACAGGGCUGGGCACCCCAGCGGGGCCGAGUACCCUGCCCCACAGCACGGGGCUGGGCUCCCCAGCGGGGCCGAGUACCCUGCCCCACAGCACGGGGCUGGGCUCCCCAGCGGGGCCGAGUACCCUGCCCCACAGCACGGGGCUGGGCUCUCCAGCGGGGCCGAGUACACUGCCCCACAGCACAGGGCUGGGUUCCCCAGUCGGGCCGAGUACCCUGCCCCACAGCACGGGGCUGGGCACCCCAGCGGGGCCGAGUACCCUGCCCCACAGCACGGGGCUGGGCUCCCCCGCGGGGCCGAAUACGCUGCCCCACAGCACGGGGCUGGGCACCCCAGCGGGGCCGAGUACCCUGCCCCACAGCACAGGGCUGGGUUCCCCAGUCGGGCCGAGUACCCUGCCCCACAGCACGGGGCUGGGCUCCCCCGCGGGGCCGAGUACCCUGCCCCACAGCACGGGGCUGGGUUCCCCAGUGGGGCUGAGUACCCUGCCCCACAGCACGGGGCUGGGCUCUCCAGCAGGGCCGAGUACCCUGCCCCACAGCACAGGGCUGGGUUCCCCAGUCGGGCCGAGUACCCUGCCCCACAGCACAGGGCUGGGCUCCCCCAUGGGGCUGAAUACGCUGCCCCACAGCACGGGGCUGGGUUCCCCAGUGGGGCCGAAUACGCUGCCCCACAGCACGGGGCUGGGCACCCCAGCGGGGCCGAGUACCCUGCCCCACAGCACGGGGCUGGGCUCCCCCGUGGGGCUGAAUACGCUGCCCCACAGCACGGGGCUGGGCACCCCAGCGGGGCCGAGUACCCUGCCCCACAGCACGGGGCUGGGUUCCCCAGUCGGGCCGAGUACCCUGCCCCACAGCACGGGGCUGGGCACCCCAGCAGGGCCGAGUACCCCGCCCCACAGCACAGGGCUGGGCUCCCCCGUGGGGCUGAAUACGCUGCCCCACGGCACGGGGCUGGGCUCUCUACUCUGAGCACCAGGUCUGGCGUGGCCGGUGCGGCCCGGUCCGGAAGGGGAGCCGCAGCGGGGAUCUGCCCAGCCCUGUGCGGGAGGGGACGGUGCUAUGGGGUGGGGGCAGGCACAGACUGUCGUCUUCCACACACCUCCCCCAGGCCUCACUCGCCCGCAGCCCCCCCCAUUGUCAAUAUUUGUGUGUGAACCUUCCUGGUGAACCCACCCGGGCCCCUGGCUCUGUCCACACUGGGAUCGUGGUGUGUGCAUAAACCGUCCCAAUAAAUCGGGGGAUUUGCCCCAUAACCUCCCCGUGCCCCCCGUGGUGUCUGUGCUCAGCGACGACGUCACCGCCCCCAACCUGCUGGCUGCUCUGGCCCCCGGCUGGGGGGUGGGACGCUGAAUGUCUCCCCCUGAGCCGGCUCCCUGCCCCUUUGUAUGGC
Molecule: messenger RNA, 2182 nt
Organism: Mauremys mutica (yellowpond turtle)
Lineage: Eukaryota; Metazoa; Chordata; Testudines; Geoemydidae
Exons: 13
Coding region: 6-617 (203 amino acids)
Source: RefSeq, a predicted model, not a curated record